AUGGAGCUCAUUCAACUGUUCACCUUCUUCACCCUCUUGCUGAUCUCUGCAACGGCUGACCCGUUGAACGACAUCUAUGAUUCUGCUUACAAUACCUCAAUCGAGGAACACAACAUUACACAGAUAGCGACCAGAGAUUCCGACUGCCACUCCUACACUGUGCAGGGUACGGAUUCCUGCAAAAGCAUCGCCGAGGCAAACAAGAUCACCGUCAAGAACAUCGAGGACUACAACGCUAAGGCUUACGACUGGCGUGGCUGUGACAAACUCAAGCAAGGUACCUUUAUCUGUUUGAGCGCCGGUGUACCUCCGAUGCCAGUUGCUCUGCCAAAUGCAGUCUGCGGUCCCCAGGUGCCGGGCACAGCCAGGCCUCACAAUUAUUCGGAUAUGGCCAAGCUCAACCCGUGCCCUAAGGAUCAAUGCUGCGGCCCAUCAGGACAGUGUGGCACGACGGCCGAAUUCUGUGAAGCAGGCAAGGGCUGCAUCUCCAACUGCGACAAGGGCAAGGAAGCUGCCAAAGAGAAACCCAAAAUGAAGACAACCACGCGAGACGACACCACAAAGCCAGCCAAGACCGAAGAAAAGGCAAACGAGACCACAACCACAGAGUCAGAACAUACGAUAGAAGUCACGCUCGUCACCAAAACGACGGAGGUCACAAAAACCACCGAAAUUGCCCCCAUUCCGACCUGGCAGUUCACCAUCUACCAGGACAAGAAGUGUUCGGGCAACUACUACUUGCUCGAGGGCCACACCAAGGACCGGUCAGAGUGUAUUGACCUUCACGGGGAUAUCACCGACAAGCUUUCCGAAAAGGGCUCCUCGUGCCGAUGGUAUACUAAUGGGGGUUCCUCGUGGACUAGAUGUUCUGAGGCUAAGCUUUGGAAGCCCAAGUCGUAUUAUAUCAAUGCUGGGCAGUGCUGGAUCUUCAAGGAUCGGAAGUGCUCGAAGCUGGAGGGCACUGUGUUUCGGCCUUCUCUCAAAUGUCAGCGACCGUGGCUUACGACUUGGUCUCCGAUCAAUUUUGGGUCGAUUGCGUGUGGCAGUAUGCAGUAG
Messenger RNA from Penicillium alfredii, 1056 nucleotides. RefSeq lists its product as uncharacterized. The coding region runs from base 1 to 1056 and encodes 351 amino acids. Gene Ontology annotation, molecular function: chitin binding. The transcript has 2 exons. The record is from RefSeq and is a predicted model, not a curated record. Lineage: Eukaryota; Fungi; Ascomycota; Eurotiomycetes; Eurotiales; Aspergillaceae.